AUGGGCAUCAAAUUCUUGGAGGUGAUAAAACCAUUCUGUGCAGUUUUGCCAGAAAUCCAGAAACCAGAACGAAAGAUUCAAUUUAGAGAAAAGGUAUUAUGGACCGCCAUCACACUUUUCAUUUUCCUGGUGUGUUGCCAGAUUCCUCUUUUUGGCAUCAUGUCAUCGGACUCUGCAGAUCCCUUCUACUGGAUGAGAGUGAUUUUGGCUUCAAACAGAGGUACAUUAAUGGAGCUCGGUAUCUCUCCCAUCGUCACCUCUGGUCUCAUCAUGCAGUUACUCGCUGGAGCUAAGAUCAUUGAAGUCGGAGACACCCCCAAAGACAGAGCACUCUUUAAUGGAGCACAGAAAUUGUUUGGGAUGAUCAUCACCAUUGGCCAGUCAAUCGUGUACGUGAUGACUGGGAUGUACGGAGACCCGUCGGACAUGGGAGCCGGAGUCUGUCUGCUCAUCAUCAUCCAGUUGUUCAUUGCUGGUAUGAUUGUGCUGCUGCUGGACGAGCUGCUGCAGAAAGGAUACGGCCUCGGCUCCGGAAUUUCGCUCUUCAUCGCCACCAACAUCUGUGAGACAAUCGUGUGGAAAGCCUUCAGCCCCACCACGGUCAACACCGGCAGAGGCACAGAGUUCGAAGGUGCCAUCAUUGCUCUCUUCCACCUGCUCGCCACACGCACAGAUAAAGUGCGCGCUCUGAGAGAAGCCUUCUACAGACAGAACCUGCCCAACCUCAUGAACCUCAUUUCCACCAUCUUUGUUUUCGCCGUCGUCAUAUACUUCCAGGGCUUCAGAGUGGACCUGCCCAUAAAGUCUGCCCGCUACAGAGGCCAGUACAACACGUACCCCAUCAAACUGUUCUACACGUCCAACAUCCCCAUCAUCCUGCAGUCCGCGCUCGUCUCCAACCUCUACGUGAUCUCUCAGAUGCUCUCCACGCGAUUCAGCGGAAACUUCCUGGUCAACCUGCUUGGCACCUGGUCUGAGGCGACCUCUGGGGGUCCGGCCCGAGCCUAUCCCGUCGGGGGACUGUGUUAUUACCUGUCCCCUCCGGAGUCGUUUGGUUCAGUGUUGGAUGAUCCGGUUCACGCAGUCAUCUACAUCGCCUUCAUGCUCGGCUCCUGUGCCUUCUUCUCCAAGACGUGGAUCGAAGUCUCUGGAUCAUCCGCCAAAGACGUGGCGAAGCAGCUGAAGGAGCAGCAGAUGGUGAUGAGGGGCCACAGAGAGACCUCCAUGGUGCAUGAACUGAACAGGUACAUCCCCACAGCUGCUGCGUUUGGAGGUCUCUGUAUCGGCGGUCUCUCUGUCAUGGCUGACUUCCUGGGGGCCAUCGGCUCGGGCACCGGGAUCCUACUUGCCGUCACCAUCAUCUAUCAAUAUUUCGAGAUCUUUGUGAAGGAGCAAAGCGAAGUAGGAACCAUGUCCGCCCUGUUCUUCUAG
This is a messenger RNA of Knipowitschia caucasica, 1431 nucleotides long. The record is from the annotation of a GenBank genome assembly. NCBI's taxonomy places the organism in Eukaryota, Metazoa, Chordata, Actinopteri, Gobiiformes, Gobiidae.